AUGGCCAAGGCUAGUCGUAAAGGUGACGCCGGCUCGCCCGGCAAGAAACCAGGGUUUCUCUCUAAGCUUCUAGGCCUGAAAACAAGAUCAAACUCCGUAUCAAGCAAUAGUAACGACGGUAAGUCCAAACUAUCAACAUCAACAGCCGAGUCCAACGAUUCAACGGUGGGUUCUUCCGCUACGUUAGCCAAAGUGGCCAGUUCCACCGUUCCAGAAACCGAUUCUGGCUUAACUCCAAGUAUUCUGUUGGAACCUGAAGAAACUCGGAAAUCCGCUUUAGACCCUAAUAAGACCACUACCCCCACGUUAUUCAAAUCCAAAUCACCAGCAUCAUCUUCAAUGGUAAGUAGAAGAAACAGUCAGAGCCAGCAUAAUAAUCAUCAUCAUUUGGACUUCAAAUUGAAGAAGAACUUAUUCCGGAGAGGACUGGAAUCCAGUCCUUCAAAUGAUAAAAAUCGUCAUAGCUCCUAUAUCGACGAUGAUACUGAUGACAUGUAUGAUGAAGAUACAAACACUUCAGAUGACAAUUCGUCGUUUGCGUCGACUGUUUCUCGUACGAACUCAUCUAUUUCCCUGACCAGUAUAGUUGACCAGAAGAUUAGCAUGCAAAUGAGCUCAAAAGACGAUUCCACUUGGUCGGGAUUGUCUUAUGAAUCCCUCUUGUUCCCGAGAUACAUCAAAGGUCAUAGAAGGAGUAAGCAUAGUCCACGUCAGUUCAAACGACUCUUUCUAGCACAAGAAUUGAAAGCAGAUGCAAAUAAACCAUCUGAAGCUGUCGAUGUCGAUGAUAUAUUGAGCAAAACAAGCUCUAAAGAUGCUGAUAAUUCCGCUAUGCCCAAUAAUAAUAAUAGUAAUAAUAAGGAUAAUAAGGAUAUAGUUGGUGAUCAAACACUAGGUGAAAAUGAGCAGCAUGAAGUCUUCAUCAUGAAGUUUAGUACCGACGGUAACUAUCUUGCAACUGCUGGUAGAGAUGCGGUGGUUCGAAUCUGGAAAGUUAUAUCGUCUCCCUUGGGUCGACUUGAAUAUCAAGCCGAACAAAAAGAAAAGGAAAAGGAGACAGCAUCUGCAAAUGGUAGUAAUGGCAUGAAGUCUGGCAAGAAGUCUAAAACUGGUCAAAUUUUUCCGUAUGCUCCAGUGUUUAGGGAACGUCCAAUAAGAGAAUUCAAAGGUCAUACAAAGGGAGUCUUAACUUUGGAUUGGAGUAAGAAUAAUUUCUUAGUCUCGGGUAGUAUGGAUAAAACUGCAAGGCUUUGGCACGUUGAUCGGUUGGAUUGUUUGGAGGUGUUUGAACAUGAUGAUUUCGUCACAUCAGUUAGAUUUCAUCCUACUGAUGAUCGUUUCUUUCUUAGUGGGUCUUUGGAUAAUGAAGUCAGAUUAUGGUCAAUAUUGGAACGAAACGUUGCCUAUUCGAGAAACUUGGGAAGCGAUGUUUUAAUAACGACCUCUGAAUUCACUCCCGAUGGAUCGUAUUGUUUGGUUGGGGGGUUUAAUGGUUGUGUAUUUGCUUUAGAAACAAAAGGUUUGCAUGUUUCAAAUACUUUUGUUAUUAAAUCCAGAAGCUUUGUCAAUUUCCAUACCCGUUCUUAUAAGAUUACUGGGAUUGAAAUUUUUGAUAAUGUUCAAGCAAAAGCCCAUGAUGAUCCAUUAACACGUUAUAACAUUUUAGUAAGCACCAAUGAUUCCAAAAUCAGAUUGCUUAGCUCUUCCCUGAAAACAUUGAUAACACGAUUCAAAGGGUUAUCUAAUCAAGGCUCAUCAAUUGCGGCCUCUAUGUCAGAAGAUAGAAAGUAUGUGGUCUCUGGUUCCGAAGAUUCUUGGGUUUAUAUAUGGGAAAACUCCAACUCCAUCGUCACAAACCGUGUUAAGCUGACCAUAAGAGAAAUAUUAACCAAUAACAAUGAGUCAGCGAGGGAAAAGAUUAAUAAACAUUAUCAUGGAACCUUUAUGAGAAGUGCCAAAUCACUUGCAGGCAAGAAAAUGGUUCGAAAAUUGAAAUUGCCCAAUUUAAUUGAAAACAGUGGUGAAUCCUAUGUGGCCAAUGAGAACAGUAGUUAUUAUACAUUCCAUGCCCAUACUUCUCGGGUUAAUUGUGCCAUUUUUGCUCCCUCUACCACUCAAAAGUUGCUUCAGGUUUCCGAUGAUAUGUUGUACGACUUAGUUCGUCGUGCUAAACAAUGCUCUGAAUCCUCAUAUCAUAAAAUGAAAGUCGACACUGAAAAAUUAUCCAUUGAAAAGGGUUACAUUAUUAUCACCACUGAUAAUAAAGGUUUGAUAAGAGUCUUCAGACAAGACGUUGCUUAUCCAGUAAGAAAUACUUUGAGACAAAUGCUUAGGAAAACCGAAACAGAUAUGGAUUCCUUGACUUGUCGAUCUAUUAUUAAAUCAAAGCAAUCAAGACCUUCAAGAAACUUGAGUCCUUCAAUGUUGCGUUUGAAAACUAGAAAUGGUAGUUCCAAUUCCUUGGUUGUGAAAGAAGAUGUUCAAUCUCCAAUAAGAUCUCCAGUACGUCAAAGUUCCUUUAGAGAAAAAGUGUAUCCAUUUCUGAAAUGUGAUUCAAAAUCUAAAAUAGAAAGAAGCUUAUCGCCUUUGGGCACUCCACAAACUCUUCACGAUAGUGCAUUCCAUUACCAACAACUAAAUAAUGAGGCCUUGCAUUCCACAUUUCAAAACUUAAAGUUAGAGCCUACUGGUAGGAGCAGAGGAAGAGAAAUGCAUUAG
Molecule: messenger RNA, 2718 nt
Organism: Lizanozyma spartinae
Lineage: Eukaryota; Fungi; Ascomycota; Pichiomycetes; Serinales; Debaryomycetaceae
Exons: 1
Coding region: 1-2718 (905 amino acids)
Molecular function (GO): protein binding
Source: RefSeq, a predicted model, not a curated record